Messenger RNA from Pseudocercospora fijiensis CIRAD86, 777 nucleotides. RefSeq lists its product as uncharacterized. The coding region runs from base 1 to 777 and encodes 258 amino acids. The transcript is spliced from 8 exons. The record is from RefSeq and is a predicted model, not a curated record. Lineage: Eukaryota; Fungi; Ascomycota; Dothideomycetes; Mycosphaerellales; Mycosphaerellaceae.
AUGACAUACCAACCAACCAACCAACCAACCAACCCGAGCCUCCUUGACAUGUAUGCUAUGGAUCGCACACCAUUGCGGUCAUCAUCACAUCCACGCUCUGCGAGCAACACUGCAUAUCGAGAUCCUAGAUCGCGGCGCAACUCAGCCAGCGGCAGCGGCAUCAAUUCCGAGAACUCUAUGCUGCAUGCUCCUGAAUUCCCAGAAUCAUUGUAUUCGCCAGGCCAAGCUCGUCAGGAUCUGGGUUCGAAUCCCGAGGAAAACGCGGUCAAGUUCAAAAGAAAGCAUCUCAGCACCAUGGUCGCUUCCGGCGCACACAGGUUAGCUCAAGUGCGAAACCCUUCCAAAACAUUGGAUCUCUCGAGGUUCGAUCCACAAGGACGAUACCCCAAAGCUCACGCCGAGCCUAGUCUCUCAAUGGCACGACUGAUGAUUCUCUGGAUCAUGAAAGAGCGCACCAGCUUCAUUUCAUAUUGUCCUUGUGAUGGGCCAACCAGCAGACCUCUUGUCACGAAAGGGCCGCGGGAUAACACCGAUCAAACGUCUGUCUCUUCAGAAGACUUCCACGUUCGGACUGCCAUGAGCGGAGACGCAAAGCCCUUUCCGAACAGGAGUGAAGGAUUGGAAUCAAGUGCUUGUGUCUUACACUUCUUGUUUUGCGCCUUUGUGCCAAUACCGGCUUCACGACCUACUUCCGAGAUGGUGCCUGACAGGCCCAAGGUAAAUCCCAUCAGAAAUGCCAUGCGAGAUAAGCCGUUUCACUUCAAUGCACCAUUGUGA